This is a messenger RNA of Camellia sinensis, 540 nucleotides long. The record is from RefSeq and is a predicted model, not a curated record. Lineage: Eukaryota; Viridiplantae; Streptophyta; Magnoliopsida; Ericales; Theaceae.
AUGGUGCAAGAUUAUCAUGCUGAGUACCAGACCAUCACUCUUACAAGAGAAUUCAAGAAGAUGAAGCCACCAAUAUUUAAAGGGGGAAUUGAUCCAAUGAAAGCAGAAGCAUGGGUAUUGGAUGUGGAAAAGUUAUUUGAGGUGUUUCCAUGCACUGAAGCUCAGAAGUGUAUGCGGGAUAAAAAGGUGAUUGAGUUUGAAACUCUGAGACAAGGGAAUAAGACUGUUGUAGAGUAUGAAGCUCAAUUCGCGAAACUAGCCCGGUUUGCACGUCAUAUGGUGGAUACGGAUCAUAAGAAGGCGAGGAAAUUUGAAGGGGGUUUACGAAAUGCUAUUCUUGAUCGAAUCAAUGUGUUGAAGUUACCUACAUAUGUUGAUGUAUUAGAGAGGGCCGUCAUGGCAGAGAGGAAUAUUGCUGCUCAGAAUCGGAUUUCCGAAUGGAAGGGGAAGAGACAGAAUACUCAAGCAUUAAAGGGGCCAACGACUCCACCAAGCAAGAAACUGAAUUCGGGAACCUCUAGUGUUUCCACUCCUACUUGA